ACACACGUGCCAAACCAAACUAGCUCACCAUUGAAAUAGCUCCGUUUCCCCUGACUUUGCCUCUCGCCGUCGCCAUUUCCCCAGCUUCCCUCCUCCAGAAACCCACAGUUCACAGAUCACAACAGAGCCUAGGCCUUCGUCCUCGUCACUUCAUCUUCUUCCCGGUGAACACAAGUUCCCAUUUCCCUUCGCAAAGCCUCUGCUCGAAAUCGUCCUAAUCUUCUACAAAGUCUAGUGAGAGAGGGAGAAGCAAAGAUGCCGGAAUCCAGAGACAGAUUGGUUAGGGAAGUGGACUUCGCCGCCGUUUAUGCUCGCAGUCGUACCGUUGGGGUUUACACGGACGAGAUGGACAGGGCGCUGUUUGGAUCUCGAGUUUCAGAGCCGGUUCAGGUGGAGCGACCCGGGACUGUGUUCGGACCUGGGUUUCGUCCCGGUUUGGCCGGAAGUCGUCGCCCAGAUCUUCAGAUGAGCAGAAGAAGAAAUCCGUCUAGAUCGAGGGGAAUCGAGAAUGGGAGUGCUGCCAGGAGUGGUGAUAGAAGAAGCGACCUGCCUUCUUGGUAUCCAAGAACCCCUCUCCAGGACAUUUCUGCCGUUAUCAGGGCCAUUGAAAGGAGGAGAGGAAGACAGGGAGAAGGGGACGGCCUAGAAAUUGGGACCCCGGCGGUUCAAGGUCUGAGAGUUUCUGUGGACUCUUUCAAGACUCCGAACCCAGUUCAUCUCAAGCAGGGCAAGCCCAAGUCUCCAUAUACAGCAAGCAGCAGCGCGAUCAAAAUCAGUCCUGUUCCUAAGCUUGGUAAGGUGCAGAAGCUAAUCCACGAGAUUGCAAAUCAACCAUCUCCAGGGGCAGAGUGCUUAACACCAGAGAAAAAGCUACUCAACUCGAUCGACAAAGUCGGGGAAGUAGUGAAGCAGGAGUUGGAGAAGCUUAAGCGAACCCCUGCUGCUAAGAGGGACGAAAGGGAGAAGAGGGUUCGCACACUGAUGUCAAUGCGGUGAGAUUUUGAUGGUUGGUAGGUUGGAGCUUGGUUUGAACAUUUUGAUCAUCACCUGCUGGUGAUGACUGUGCAGUAGUAGGGUUGGGGUUGUUUGAUCACCUUCUGGUGAUCUUCCAUCGAGUCAUGAUCACCUUCUGGUGAUCCACCGAGUUAUUAUCAUCUCCUGAUGAUUACCCUUUUGCUGGCUCUUGGAAUUUUGUUUCAGCUGGAUGGCUCCCAAUCAAAAACUUUUGAUUGCUUGGUUGUAGAUUUAGGAGGUUGCAGCACGCUUAUCAUUCAUUCUUCAUUCUGUUGAAGAUCUUUUGCUGUAUGUCUUCAUUCUUUUGAAGGCGUUAUUGAAUGUAUACUGGCAGGCUGUGAGUUUUGUCAUAUAGUGUAUAGAGCUCAACUCCAUAGAUGAUACAGACAGGAGGGACAAAAUGCAUGCUUCUGCAUUUGUAUUCUUGGUAUGCUAAUAAACAGCAUGGUUUACUUGUUCUUCUAUCCCUUUAUUUCGUUUUCUGCAGUAAUGAAAAGCUAUUUGG
Molecule: messenger RNA, 1519 nt
Organism: Linum tenue
Lineage: Eukaryota; Viridiplantae; Streptophyta; Magnoliopsida; Malpighiales; Linaceae
Source: the annotation of a GenBank genome assembly